UUAGUAGCGCCGUUAUAUUUAAACGACGUUACUCCCAACCUAUACAUAACAUGCCCUACCUAUUUAUUGUUCUUUUUUUUCUUCUUCUUUUUUGGGUUAUUACAUUCUCACCUAUCCCAUGCUUACUGUUUUCAUCAGUAUAUGUUUGCAUCAUUACAGCUCCAUCAUGGUGGCCACAGAUUCUUUAGAUAUUUUGGUGGCUUUGGUCCUUGCCCUGUCUAGUCUAACUCAUGGAUUCCAGCCAACCUUCUCUGUGGAUGGGAUAUCCGUCACUCAUCGUGACAUUAUGCAAAAGGCAGUUCUCAGGAAAACAGCUGAGGUCUGCAGAGACAUCACUGCUGUUCAGGGAAAGAACUUCAGUUUGGAUACUGAUGACACACUGACAGUUAACAAAGUGCAAAGAGCCUGCUCGGUCCCUCCCACCUCCACCUAUCCCCUCUCCAGUGACAUGCUGCAAACCGCCCUUAACAGCAUGUUUGACAGCAAUGCCAAGGUUGACUUCUCACUGGCAAUGGUAGGGGAGUAUCAUUUUGACAAUGAGGCCAUUAAGAAGGGUCGGGACCUCAUCACAUCAGGCAUGUCUGCUGUGAAGAUUAAUGUGAAGACAGGGAGCUUUAAUGCUGCAAGAAAUAUUCUUGGACAAAUCUCUCACACUCUACAGGACUUUUAUAGUCACAGCAACUGGGUGGAGUUGGGAAAAACCAUUCCUUACAGUGCUCUGACUGAACCAGAUGAACCUCUGCAGAACUUAGCAGGCCCACAAACACCAACGUGUGAGGGCUGUCAAGGUGGUAUGUGUGAUGACAACAUUCUGCCUGAAGUGCUGGGCCAAAAUAUUAUUACCUCAGGCUACUUUAGCACCAAGUCUGCAGCCAAACCUGCAGGCAAAUGCAGCCGUGGUGGAUUGAAUGACCUGACCAGUAAAACUGCGCCAGUGGGGGGUAUCAACAAGGACUCUGUAGAGGCUGAUCAUGGCAAAUUUCACAAAGAAGCAGCUACUCUGGCUGUGGAUGCUACUCUGGAGCUGUUGGAGGACAUCAGACUAGCAGUUGGAGACAAGAACUUUCUCCGAUUAAUGGGACUCUCACAAUCCCCAGCACUGUGUUUUGUUAUCGAUACCUCAGGCAGUAUGGGGGAUGACAUCGCUAGUGUAAGAAACCUUACUGCUAAAAUCAUUGAUGAAAGGAGAGGAACAUCACUUGAGCCAUCUGAAUAUAUUUUAGUGCCUUUCAAUGAUCCAGAUUUUGGACCAGUAACCAUGACGACUGAUGCUGACAAGUUCAAAACCGUCAUAAACGCCCUCGUUCCAGAUGGAGGUGGAGAUUUUCCAGAUAUGAGCAUGUCUGGACUGCAACUUGCCCUGACAUCAGCUCCUCCAUCGUCUGAUAUUUUUCUCUUCACCGAUGCUGGAGCCAAGGAUUUAUAUCUAAAAAAUGCUGUUACAGCUCUCAUAGAAACCACCAAAUCAGUGGUCAGUUUUAUGAUAACAGACGUUCUUUCCAGUCGUCGGAGGCGCCGUCGUGAUCCUCAGCUUGUGCUGUCCCGUGCCAUUGGCCAGUCAGAUGUUCAGCCUUACAGAGAUCUGGCUCAAGCCUCUGGAGGCCAGGCCAUUGAAGUCAGCAAGUUGCAGCUAUCUACAGCAACAACUGUUGUAGAAGAUUCCUUUCUCGGGGCUAUGGUGACAGUUCUUCAGGUGGCAAUGAAUCCAGGCCAACCUAAAAAUUUUACCUUCAACAUCGAUACAUCCCUAAGCAACGUGUUCAUUUACAUCACAGGAGCCUCGUCUCUCAGCUUUAGCCUGACCAGCUCAACAGGAGUAACUCAAACCUCAAGAAACUCCAGUGGUCCUCUAGCAUCCUUCACUACCAUAGGAAACCUGCAUCGUAUCAGUCUCAACACUGUAAAUCAAACAGGAUUAUGGGAAAUUUAUGUCAUCUCCAACAGUCCCUACACUGUAAAGAUUACAGGUCAAAGUUCCAUUAAUUUUGUGUAUAACAUUGUUGAUACACAUGGAGGAGCCCAGGGGGAAGUCAGAUCCAUGGAAGGCCGUCCUUCUACAGGUGGUAACAUCAAUUUACUGGUCACUGUCACAGGAAGUGACACAGUAACAGCCAAAGAAGUCACUUUGUUUGACAGCUCCAGGCCUACACAAGUCAAUGGAUCCAUUCAGUCACUGAGAAACAGUGACUUCCUGGUCAUAUUCACAGGCGUUCCAAAAGGGAGCUAUGUGGUCCAACUGACAGGAGAAGAAACCAACUCUACCUCCAGGGCCUUGCCAACCAUGUUCCAGAGACAGGCUUCUACACAGAUUAAGACUUCCAGCCUCUCUGUUACUGCUCAAACUGACAGCCUCACUAUGGAACCAGGUUCUAGUGUGUCUGUAUUAUUCACCAUAACUUCAGAAAAAAUAGGGACAUUCAGUGUGCAAACCAACAACGACCGGAAAUUCCCCUGCACUUCGCCUAGCAGUGUCAGUAUCACAGCAAGUGAUGAAGGGAAAGCUAAUGGCACCAUCAUCCUAACGGCUCCAGCCAACGCUACAUCUGGGACAGAUGUUUCUCUUACAAUCGAUGUACAGAAUGCAGACGGUACUGACAUCAACUACACUGUCCUCAGGUUUUCAGUGGCUGCUAAAGUAAAAGACAUGUCUGAUCCAGUCUGCCAGAUAGUCAAUAUCUCAGGUUACUGCCCUGCCGAUAUUCUCCUUUGUGGGAAAGUCCAGUGGAAGAUCAGUGCCAAUCUCACAUAUGGAAUCAAUGGGACUGGAAUUACUACCAUCAUUCUACGACAAGGAAAUGUUACUCUCAGUACCAGCACUGUGGCUGGAGAAGGGGGUGAGAAUAUCACCAUAGUUACCUACAACUCAUCCUGCUGUUCACGGACUGUGCAGCUGGUUGCUAUAGAUGCAGUGGGAAAUGUGGGUGAAUGUUUCGUACAGGCCAGAGCAUUUACUACACCUGUAACUACACCAAUGUUUGAGACUUACACUACCCCUGUAAAUUCAUCCAUACAUGUGACCAACACCACUUAUGUAACAACACCCAUAAAUGAGACCAAAACCAUCCAUGUAACUUCACCCAUAAAUGUGAAAAACAAUACCCCUGUAACUACAUCCAUAAAUGUGACAAACACCACUUAUGCAACUACACCCUUAAAUGUGACCAACACCUCCCAUAUAACAACACCCACGCAUGUGACCAACACUACCCCUGUAACUAUACCCAUAGAUGUGACCAAUACUACCCCUGUAACUACACCCGCACAUGUGACAAUCACUACCCCUAUAACCACACCCAUACAUGUGACAAACACCACCUAUGUAACUACACCCAUAAAUGUGACCAACAAUACCCCUGAAACUACAUCCAUAUAUGUGACAAACAGCACCCAUGUAACUACAACCUUAAAUGUGACCAACACCUCCCAUAUAACAACACCCACGCAUGUGACCAAUGCCACCCCUGUAACUACACCCGCACAUGUGACAAUCACUACCCCUAUAACCACACCCAUACAUGGGGCCAGCACUACCUAUGUAACUACAUCCAUAAAUGUGACCAAAACCACCUAUGUAACCACACCCAUAUAUGUGACAAACACCACCUAUGUAACUACACCCAUAAAUGUGACGAACACUACCCCUGUAACUACACCUGCACAUGUGACAAACACCACCUAUGUAACUACACCCAUAAAUGGGACCAACAAUAACCCUGUAACUACAUCCAUAUAUGUGACAAACACCACCUAUGUAACUACACCCUUAAAUGUGACCAACACCUCCCAUAUGACAACACCCACACAUGUGACCAACACUACCCAUGUAACUACACCCAUACACGGGAAGAACACUACCUAUUUAACUACACCCAUACACGUGACAAACAAUACCCCUGUAACAACACCUACAAAUGUGACCAACACUACACCCAUUAAAACAACUGUACUUGUGACCAACACUACCACUGUAACUACACCCAUACACAUGAACCACACUACCUAUGUAACGACACCCAUACAUGUGACAAACACUACCACUGUAACUACACCCAUACACGUGAACCACACUACCUAUGUAACAACACCCAUACAUGUGACAAACACUAGCCCUGUAACUAGACCUGUAAAUGUGAAAAACACUAACUAUGUAACUACACCCAUACAUGAAACAAACACAACCCCUGUAACUACACCCAUACACGUGAACCACACUACCUAUGUAACAACACCCAUACAUGUGACAAACACUAGCACUGUAACUAGACCUAUAAAUGUGAACAACACUAACAAUGUAACUACAACCAUACAUGUAACAAACACAACCCCUGUAACUACACCUAUAAAUGUGACCAACACAACACCCAUGAAAACACUCAUACAUGUGACCAACACUACACCUGUAACUACAUCCAUAAAUGUGACCAAAACCACCUAUGUAACCACACCCAUAUAUGUGACAAACACCACCUAUGUAACUACACCCAUAAAUGUGACGAACACUACCCCUGUAACUACUCCUGCACAUGUGACAAACACCACCUAUGUAACUACACCCAUAAAUGGGACCAACAAUACCCCUGUAACUACAUCCAUAUAUGUGACAAACACCACCUAUGUAACUACACCCUUAAAUGUGACCAACACCUCCCAUAUGACAACACCCACACAUGUGUCCAACACUACCCAUGUAACUACACCCAUACACGUGAAGAACACUACCUAUGUAACUACACACAUACACGUGACAAACAAUACCCCUGUAACAACACCUACAAAUGUGACCAACACUACACCCAUUAAAACAACUGUACUUGUGACCAACACUACCAAUGUAACUACACCCAUACACAUGAACCACACUACCUAUGUAACGACACCCAUACAUGUGACAAACACUACCACUGUAACUACACACAUACACGUGAACCACACUACCUAUGUAACAACACCCAUACAAGUGACAAACACUAGCCCUGUAACUAGACCUAUAAAUGUGAAAAACACUAACUAUGUAACUUCACCCAUACAUGUAACAAACACAACCCCUGUAACUACACCCAUACACGUGAACCACACUACCCAUGUAACAACACCCAUACAUGUGACAAACACUAGCACUGUAACUAGACCUAUAAAUGUGAACAACACUAACAAUGUAACUACAACCAUACAUGUAACAAACACAACCCCUGUAACUACACCUAUAAAUGUGACCAACACAACACCCAUGAAAACACUCAUACAUGUGACCAACACUACACCUGUAACUACACCCAUACAUGUGACCAAACCUACCCCUGUAACUACACCCAUACACGUGAGCAACACUACCUAUGUAACUACACCCAUACAUGUGACCAACGCCUCCCAUAUGACAACACCCAAACAUGUGACCAACACUACCCAUGUAACUACACCCAUACACGUGACAAACAAUACCCCUGUAACAACACCUACAAAUGUGACCAGCACUACACCCAUUAAAACAACUGUACUUGUGACAAACACUACCACUGUAACUACACCCAUACACAUGAACCACACUACCUAUGUAACGACACCCAUACAUGUGACAAACACUACCACUGUAACUACACCCAUACACGUGACAAACAAUACCCCUGUAACAACACAUAGAAAUGUGACCAACACUACACCCAUUAAAACAACUGUACUUGUGACAAACACUACCACUGUAACUACACCCAUACACGUGAACCACACUACCUAUGUAACAACACCCAUACAUGUAACUACAUCCAUACAUGUGACAAACACUAGCCCUGUAACUAGACCUAUAAAUGUGAACAACACUAACAAUGUAACUACAACCAUACAUGUAACAAUCACAACCCCUGUAACUACACCUAUAAAUGUGACCAACACAACACCCAUGAAAACACCCAUACAUGUGACCAACACUACCCCUGUAACUACACCCAUACACGUGAGGAACACUACCUAUGUAACUACACCCAUACAUGUGACCAACACUACCUUUGUAACUACACCAGCACAAUUAACAAGCACUACACCGUUCUACCCCGGUAACUACACCCAUACUAAUGACCAGUACUACCCCUGUAACUACACCCAUUCAUGUGAACGGCACUACCCCUGUAACUACACCCAUACUAAUGACCAGUACUACACCUGUGACUACACCCAUUCACGUGACCAGUACUGCCCCUGUAACUACACCCAUACAUGUGACCAGUACUACCCCUGUAACUACAGCCAUACAUGUGAACAGUACUACCUCUGUAACUACACCCAUACAUGUGACCAGUACUGCCCCUGUAACUACACCCAUAUAUAUGACCAACACUACACGUGUAACCAAUAG
Messenger RNA from Nothobranchius furzeri (turquoise killifish), 6346 nucleotides. The record is from RefSeq and is a predicted model, not a curated record. NCBI's taxonomy places the organism in Eukaryota, Metazoa, Chordata, Actinopteri, Cyprinodontiformes, Nothobranchiidae.